Molecule: messenger RNA, 1332 nt
Organism: Panicum virgatum (switchgrass)
Lineage: Eukaryota; Viridiplantae; Streptophyta; Magnoliopsida; Poales; Poaceae
Product: F-box/LRR-repeat protein At3g26922-like
Exons: 4
Coding region: 1-1332 (443 amino acids)
Molecular function (GO): protein binding
Source: RefSeq, a predicted model, not a curated record
AUGGACCGCAUCAGUGCCCUCCCGGACGACCUCCUCCGCGAUGUGGUCUCCCACCUCCCCAUCCGCGAUGGGGCGCGGACCGCCGCACUCGCCUCGCACUGGCGCGGCCUCUGGCGCUCAGCCCCGCUCGUCCUCCGCCUCCCGCCCGCCGAGCUCGAGCCUGAGCGCGCUGCCGCCACUGUCGGGCCGAUGAAUAGACCCCCCCCACCCCCCGCUGUCAGGCGCGUCCUCGCCGACCACCCGGGCCCCUUCCGCGCGGUCCACCUCACCCACUUCUCGAUGGCUUCCCUCAAGCGCGAGCUCGACCUCGCGGAGUGGGCAUGCCUCCUCGCUGACAAGGGCGUGCAGGACCUUGCCCUGCUCAACGAUUACGCCCAUAUAAGAGGACGUCGCCUCCCUGCCGACAUCCUCCACUGCGCCUCGCUCUGCCGCCUCUUCCUCCUCUCCUGGACGUUCCCGGAUACCGCCGGCGCCGAGGUCUCCCCCCACCUCAAGGAACUCCGCAUGUUCGGCACCGACGUGAGUGACGGGUACGUCGACCAUAUGCUUGCAUGUAGCCCCGAGCUGGAGGCCCUCUCACUCAUCGCAAGCAGAAUGCCCAAGCGCAUCAACCUCCGUGGUCAAAGCCUGGAGUGCAUUCUCCACUUGAUGUGUGCGGCAGAUGAACUUGCUGUGGUGGAUGCCCCGCGCAUGGUGCGGCUUGUCCUAUGGAGAACAGAUGGUGAUACUAAGCCUAUGAAUAUCAAGAUUGAUCGAGCACCUGAGCAUUUCCUCUUGUAUAUUGCAUUGCAGGCUGAGACAAAGGCUAGCCCAAGUUCCAUUGUCCCCAGCGUCAAGAUCUUGGCUUUAAAGGCAAAUUUUGGUGUCUUCAAGGAGGUCAAUAUGCUACCUAGCUUCCUCAGAUGCUUCCCAAACAUUGAUACUCUGCACAUUGAGGUGACCUCACUGAACGACCCUAUGUCUACUAUUGAUGGUGAAGCAACGGGCAGGUACCAUGGCAGGUUCUGGCGCGAAGCCCAUCCUAUUCAAUGUCUGAAGUCAACCGUCGAAAAAAUUGUUAUCCAUGAAUUCCGAGGGGACCAAAGCGAGUAUGAAUUCCUCAAGUUCAUCGCCAAGCAUGCAAAGAAGCUGCAGGCUUUGCUGCUGGUGUUGACCAGAGAGAAAUUUGCUUCAGCGGAAGAGGUGGCUAAGAUAACUCACGAAGUGGGGGCUAUAAGUGGAAGUAAAUGGGCAGCAGACAAAUGUUUGGUGUUGCUGGUGGGGCCUAAAGUAAAGAAUGUUUGGUCCUUCCGUAGAGCAUCUGAUCUAUCCGUGGGAGACCCGUUAAAGUGA